Messenger RNA from Drosophila rhopaloa, 1218 nucleotides. RefSeq names its product brachyurin-like. The coding region runs from base 316 to 1218 and encodes 300 amino acids. Gene Ontology annotation, biological process: proteolysis. The transcript is spliced from 3 exons. Gene Ontology annotation, molecular function: serine-type endopeptidase activity. The record is from RefSeq and is a predicted model, not a curated record. NCBI's taxonomy places the organism in Eukaryota, Metazoa, Arthropoda, Insecta, Diptera, Drosophilidae.
UUCAGCUUUUCAAAAUUAUAAUAAUCUACCCGUUUCUUUAUUCUUAAGAUCAUAAAUUAUAAACUUAUUUGGCAAACGACUCUCGAACGUUGAACGAUUAGAAGGUAAGAACUUAUCAAGAUACAUUUUAAAUCGCUUUAAUCGCAAUAACAUGAUUCAGACAUCGAAGCGUCGUAUCGCCAGCUGAUAAAAUGUCCUGAACCCGAACAAACCUAACGAUAAAAUUUAUAGCUCCCAUUAAAUUCGUUGUACAGAAGAAAGAACUCAAAAUGGGUAUAUAAAGACUGAAGAAUAUUGCAGAGAGACAUAAGUGACAUGUUUGAAAUGAAAGUGUUCGUAGUUCUCCUCCUGGCUCUGGCCUCCGUCUCCGCCGGCGUUCUGCCCAAGGGAACUCCAGUGCAUCCCCGAGAUCGAGUGCGCAGUCUCUCCAUCCAAAAUCGUAUCAUCAACGGGAGGGAUGCCGUCGACGGCGAGGUUCCUUACCAGGUGGGAAUGGCCUUCUUCGACGACAGCGGCAGUGGCUGGUGGUGCGGUGGCUCCUUCAUCGACAAGGAACAUGUGCUGACUGCUGCCCAUUGCACCAUCGGGUGGGUAACCGAACGGGGGGAAACUUCAUCAAAAAUAGAAAAUGAAUACUUAAACUUGGACAACUUGGAGAAUGCGUCCUUUGUUUUCAUCUAUGAGGGCUCCGCCAAACUCGGCUCUGCCACUAUUAUCGUGGUCGAUGGCAGCGAGCUUACGACGCACGAAAGCUACAACCCGUACAAUCUGCGCAAUGACAUCGCGUUAGUCAGGACCCCCGUCCACCACUUUACGGAGUUGAUCAACAAAAUCGCACUUCCGAAGAAAGCCAGCAACUGCGAUGCCCACGAGGGCAAGACCGCCCAAAUCUCAGGAUUCGGCCUGAUCUCCGAUAGCUCCACCUCAAUCCAUGAAACGCUACAGAUCGCCAAGGCGCCCAUAAUCCCGAACAUUGAGUGCUCAAAUUACUAUGGAACCUCGGUGGUGACCGAGAGGAACGUCUGCAUCAACACCGAAAAGGGGUCUUCCACCUGCAGAGGCGACUCCGGCGGUCCGCUGGUCGUGAAUGGCGUCCAAGUCGGCAUCACCUCCUUCGGGUCGAUUUUCGGCUGCGAAGUUGGGGCUCCAACCGGCUUCACCUGCGUGUCCUACUUCCUGGACUGGAUCCGGAAGCAUACCAAGGCUGAGCACGAGUAA